Pyrus x bretschneideri (Chinese white pear) is the source of this 804-nucleotide messenger RNA. Its product is annotated as MLP-like protein 328. The record is from RefSeq and is a predicted model, not a curated record. NCBI's taxonomy places the organism in Eukaryota, Viridiplantae, Streptophyta, Magnoliopsida, Rosales, Rosaceae. Gene Ontology annotation, biological process: defense response. The transcript has 2 exons. Bases 78 to 530 code for a protein of 150 amino acids.
GGAGCCAAAUUAUGCAUAUCCUUUAACAUUCUUCUCUUAUAAUUUAUGAGUAGCACCCAUCAAAAUUGCUCAUAAACAUGGUUCUGCAUGGUAAAAUUGGGACUGAAAUAGAAAUCAAGGCACCAGCUGACAAGUUGUACAACAUGUUCAAGAGUGCCCACCUCAUCCCAAACAUCUCUAAUACCCAUAUCAAAGGAGUUGAUGUGCAUGAAGGAGACUGGGAAACACACGGCUCUGUUAAGAUUUGGAAAUAUGAACUAGGGGAUCAUGUCGGGAUAUUCAAGGAACAGGUGGAGCUAGACGAUGAGAACAAGGCCGCAACUCUGAAAGGAUUGGAAGGAGAAAUGUUCAAGUAUUAUAAGAGCUUCAAGGGUGUCUAUAAAUUCACUCAAAAAGAUGAAGGCACCUGCAUUGCCAACCUGUGGAUCGAAUACGAGAAACUGAAUGAGAAUGUUGAAGCUCCGGAUAGAUAUGUCGGUUUGAUGGUUAAACUCGUCCAGGAUCUUGACGCUCACUUUCUGGGAGCAUAAAUUAAUUAAUUAAUGAAUAAAAACCAAGUGUGCAUGCUGCAGCAUAUGCAACGGUUGGAAAGAGCUUUUGCUGGUCUUGUUAAAAAGGGUUCAAUUAUAUGUAAUCAUGCAUGCAUGUGUUCAUCAAUGCGUACCUACUUAAAUAAAAUGCUUUUCUUAAUUAGUUUUGUGUGUAUUGUAAAAGAUGUACGAAGGAUGUCAUAUAUGACAUUGUGAUGUAAUAGAUUAUGGUUGUCGAUCACAUCUAUAAAAUAAAAUGUGGUGUACUCUACAA